AUGUCUGAUAACAGAGAAGAAAAUUAUGGAGAGAACAAUGGUUUUACUGAGGGAGGUGAACAUUGUGAAUCAUAUGGUGAUAAUAUGGUUAUAGUUGGAAAUUAUGAUGAGGUAGUUGAAAGCUUUGAUUCUAUGGGAUUAAAGGAUUCUCUUCUUCGUGGUAUUUAUGCUUUUGGUUUUGAACGUCCUUCUGUUAUCCAACAACGUGCUAUUGUACCAUGUUGUGGUAAUAAAGAUGUUAUUGCUCAAGCUCAAUCUGGAACUGGUAAGACUGGUACUUUUUCCAUAUCAGUUCUUCAAUCAAUUGACACUAAUUUACCUGAAACUCAAGCUCUUAUUAUGGCACCUACAAGAGAACUUGCUCAACAAAUUCAUCAAGUAAUUGUUGAAAUAGGAUAUUACAUGGAUGUUAAAGUUCAUGCUUGUAUUGGUGGAACAAAUGUACGUGAUGAUCAACGUAUUCUUUCAUCAGGUGUACAUGUUGUUGUUGGAACACCAGGACGUGUCAAUGAUAUGAUUUCUCGUAAAUUUUUGAAAACAGAUCAUAUAAAAAUGUUUGUUCUUGAUGAGGCUGAUGAAAUGUUGUCUAUGGGAUUUAAAGAACAAAUUUAUAAUGCUUUUAAGGCUUUACCACAUAAUGUUCAAGUUGUUCUUUUGUCUGCUACAAUGGCUCAAGAUGUAUUGGAAGUCACUAAAAAGUUUAUGAAUGAUCCAAUUAAGAUUUUGAUUCGUGAAGAGGAAGUUACACUAGAAGGUAUUAGACAAUUUUACGUUAAUAUUGGAAAGGAGCAGUACAAGUUUUCAACACUUUGCGAUCUUUUCUCCAUUGUUUCAAUUACUCAAUCAGUCAUCUUUUGUAAUACUAGGAGGAAGGUUGAAGAUUUAGCUGCUCAAAUGAAAGAACAAAAAUUCACUGUAUCAUUUAUGCAUGGAGAUAUGGAUCAACAAGAACGUAAUGUUAUUAUGCGUGAAUUUCGUUCAGGAUCAUCUCGUGUCCUUAUCACUACUGAUCUUUUGGCACGUGGUAUUGAUGUACAACAAGUAUCACUGGUUAUCAAUUACGAUCUCCCAGUUAAAAGAGAAAAUUACGUUCACAGAAUUGGAAGAACCGGACGUUUUGGUAGAAAAGGAGUUGCUAUUAAUUUUAUUACUGAUGCUGAUCAAAGACAAUUACAAGAUAUUGAAAAAUACUAUAGUACGAGAAUUGAUGAAAUGCCAGAGAACAUCGCCAACUUCCUCUAA
Molecule: messenger RNA, 1242 nt
Organism: Strongyloides ratti
Lineage: Eukaryota; Metazoa; Nematoda; Chromadorea; Rhabditida; Strongyloididae
Product: Eukaryotic initiation factor 4A-II
Exons: 3
Coding region: 1-1242 (413 amino acids)
Molecular function (GO): RNA helicase activity; RNA binding; ATP binding
Source: RefSeq, a predicted model, not a curated record